Messenger RNA from Thamnophis sirtalis, 5302 nucleotides. The record is from RefSeq and is a predicted model, not a curated record. Lineage: Eukaryota; Metazoa; Chordata; Lepidosauria; Squamata; Natricidae.
CCUCGCCCAGCCGAAGGACCCGGGCCCUCCGCCUCUGGGUGCUGGACCUGAGUGCAAACCAUGAACAUGCGCCCCCCUGCCCUGGACAGACGCGCCAGUAAAAGGCACCCUCGGCUGCCCAGGUUGGGCUCCCUGUCUUCCCUGGGCGAUUCAGCCGUGGAGAGGCACUCGCCCAGCCACCACCGCCAGCCCUCCGACUCCGGGGAGACCACAGGGCUGGUCCAGCGCUGCGUCAUCAUCCAGAAGGACGAACAUGGCUUCGGCUUCACCGUCAGUGGGGACCGCAUUGUCCUGGUGCAGUCCGUCCGGCCAGGCGGAGCCGCCAUGAAGGCCGGGGUGCAGGAAGGCGAUCGGAUUGUCAAGGUGAAUGGGAUGGUGGUCACCAACACCUCCCACCUGGAAGUGGUGAAGCUCAUCCGAUCUGGCGCGUACGUUGCUCUCACCCUGUUGGGGUCCCCUCCUUCGUCUCUGGGCUUCCUGGGGUCGCAGCAUGACCGGCCACAGGCAGGCACCCCGCACAUCGCCUGCCCACCGCCACCGCCACUGCCGCCGGCCCCCCACUGGGUCACCGCUGGGCCAAAGCCGCCUCAGGACCCCGAAGUCCAGAAACACGCCACGCAGAUCCUCAGGAAAAUGCUCCAGCAGGAAGAGGCCGACUUACAGCGAUGUUACGAGAUCUACAGCCAGAGUCCCGCCUCUUUGCUGGAGGAGCAGAUCGAGGGGGCUCGGCGGAGGGUCGCCCAGCUACAGCACAAGAUCCGGCAGGAGAUGGGGGAGCUGGUGGACGGCCCCCGGUGGCCCAGCGAUCCCGGCUCCUUCAGCGCCCGGGGGACGGAGGGCGGCCUCUCCAUCGACUCCCAGGAUGGCGACAGCGGCCUGGACUCCGGCACGGAGCGCUUCUCUUCUUCCGUGAGCGAAAUCUCCCUCAACCGGAACUCCGUCCUUUCCGAUCCUGGCCUGGGCAGUCCCCACACCUCGCCCGUUGCCGCCUCGCGGCUCUUCAUGCACCAUCGACGCCAAGGCUCCGACACCCCCUUCUUGCACUCCACGGAGCAGAGUUUGGAUCACAUACUCCGAACUUCCAUCAUCGGUCCGGAAGAGGAUUACGACCCAGGAUACUUGGACAACGAGAACGACUCUCUGUUCCAAGAUUUGGGGAAGCUGAAGACGCGGCCGGCUCACCUAGGAGUUUUCCUGCGCUACAUCUUCUCUCAAGCGGACCCCAGCCCCCUGCUCCUGUACUUGUGCGUGGACGUCUCCCAGCAGAUGAGCCCCAAGGAGGCCCGGGCGCUGAGCAAGGACAUCUGGCACAUUUUCUUGGACAAGGCCGCCCCCCUGAGAGUCACGGUCCCCGACCAGCUGUUGGUGGAAAUUGAGGCUCACCUGCGCAACGGAGAGGACCCCCAGGAGGCUUUCUUGGAGGUCCAGGAGGCCGUCAUGCCUGAGAUCCAGGAGCAGAUCCAGGACUACAGGACAAAGCGUACGAUGGGUCUGGGGAGCCUCUAUGGGGAGAACGACCUCCUGGAGUUGGACGGGGAGCUCCAGAAGGAACGGCAGGUGGCCGAGAAGCAGAUGGCGCAGCUGUGGGACAUCCUAUCCAAAUAUGAAGAUCGGAGCUCCCCCAUGAGCUUUGCCCUGAAGACCUACAUGAGCCACGUGGGCAUCUGCCCUCGGGAGUCUCGCCCGGCCAGCGUUGUGGAGAAGUCCCAGGAGAAAGACAAGUGGCUUCCCUUCUUCCCCAAGGCCAAGAAGAGCAGCAGCAGCAGCAAGAAGGAGGCCGCCGUGGAGGACAAGAAGCGGAACCCCAUCCUGAAGUACAUUGCAAAGCCCAAGAGCGCCUCCCAGAGCACAUUUCAUGUCCCUCUGUCCCCCGUGGAAGUUAAACCUGGCAGCGUCCGGACCAUCAUCCAGCAUUUUGAGAACAGCCAGGAGUGCCAGGAGGCUGCCCUGCAGCGCCUCUCCACGGGCAGCUUCCCGGAAGACCUCCUGGACUCGGACGGUUCCAGGGCCGAGGUCCGGCUGGGCCGCUCGGAGAGCCUGAAGGGCCGGGAGGAGCUCAGGCGGCUGCGCAAGGCCGAGAACGUCCCCCGCUCCCGCAGUGAUGUCGACAUGGAUGCGGCCGCCGAAGCCGCUCGGCUCCACCAGUCCACCUCCUCCUCCGCCUCCAGCAUCUCCACCCGGUCCCUGGAAAACCCCACCCCACCCUACACUCCCAAAAUGGGGCGCAGGAGCAUCGAGUCCCCCAGUCUGGGCUCCAGCUCGGAGGCCUUCCUGCCCCACUUGCUGGAGGACGAGCUGGGACAGUUCUCGGACCUCGAAAUGGAGCUGGACUCCCAGAACUGGCAGCACACGGUGGGACGGGAGGCGGCUGCCCAGCUGCCUCAGCAGGAGGUCGACCGCCAGGAGGUCAUCAAUGAGCUCUUUGUGACGGAGUCCUCCCACCUGCGGACGCUCCGCGUGCUCGACCUGCUCUUCUACCAGCGCCUGAGGAGGGAGGGGCAGCUGUCGCGGGAGGAGCUGGCGCUGCUCUUCCCCAACCUUCCGGAGCUGAUCGAGAUCCACAAUUCCCUCUCGGAAUCCAUGAAGAAGCUGCGGGAGGAGGGGCCGGUGGUGAAGGAGGUUGGGGACCUGAUGCUUUCGCGGUUCGAUGGGGCUGCGCUUGAGGAAUUCCAGCAAGUGGCUGCAGAGUUCUGUGCCUACCAGUCGAUGGCGCUGGAGCUGAUCCGGACCAAGAAGCGGAAGGAGACGCGGUUUCAGCAGUUCAUGCAGGAGGCCGAGAGCCACCCGCAGUGCCGCCGGCUGCAGCUGAAGGACCUCCUCAUCUCCGAGAUGCAGCGGCUGACCAAGUACCCGCUCCUGCUGGACAGCCUCAUCAAGCACUCCUCAGGGCAGCCCGAGGACCGCCGGAAGCUCUGCCGGGCCCGGGACCAGUGCCGGGAGGCCCUGCGCUACGUCAACGAGGCCGUCAAGCAGGCGGAGAACCAGCAGCGCCUGGAGUCCUACCAGAAGCGCCUGGACGCCACCUCCCUGGAGCGGACCAGCAACCCCAUCGCAGCGGAGUUCAAAAACCUGGACCUGCGAGGCCGCCGGAUGAUCCACGAAGGUCCCCUCCUCUGGCGCAUCAGCAAGGACAAGACUCUGGACCUGCAGGUGCUGCUCCUGGGAGACCUGCUGGUGCUGCUGCAGCGUCAGGACGAGCGGCUGGUGCUGAAGUGCCACAGCCGGACGGUGCUGGGCUCCUGCGACCCCAAGCAGACCUUCAGCCCCGUCCUCCGCCUCGGCUCCGUCCUCAUCCGCUCCGUGGCCACCGACAAGCGCGCCCUCUUCAUCAUCUGCACCUCCGAACUGGGCCCCCAGAUCUACGAGCUGGUCGCCUCCACCUCCCUGGAGAAGAACACGUGGAUGGAGCUCCUGGAGGAGGCGGUCAAGAGCGCCACGCAGGCGGCCCCCCUGCCCCCGCAGCCCCACGCCCGGCAGCUGUGCCCCCACCAGCCGGCCCCAACCAGCUUCAUCUUCCCAGAUGCCGAGAUGGCCCCCCGGCUGGACCGAGCGAGCAGCCCCCCCAGCUGUGAAACCGAGAAUGAGGAGGGAGGGGCCUCAGACCACACUCCGACUGAAGCCUCUGCAGCUGAGCGGCUGGAGGGGGGGCACCCAGAGGAGGAGGAGGAGGAGGAGGAAGGCAACCCGCCCACCACCGCACCUGUGUUGCCCCUCCUGGAAGAAGCCCCCCCUCAGAGGCCCACCUGCUUGGAGAGCAUGGCCGAAUCCGCCCUGGGGGACGUGGAGACCCUGCGGAGGCUCCUUCUCCACAGCUUCCUGCCCUGCCAGGACUCCGAGCCCGAAGACGACCUGACCCCCACCCCUUCGGGGGCCGGCCGCAACCGGCACUGGGGCUGGGCCAGCCAAGAGGAGCCCUCCGAGGGCCCCCAGGCGCCUCUUCUCCCUGGCCCUCUGGAGCCGGACGAGCAGGGAUGUGUGAGCGGGCCCCCAUCCUCGGGCCCCACAAGCCACCCGGGGCCUGGCGAGGGCCUGGAGGAGGUGGGGGCCCCUGCAGUCCAGGCAGGCAACCAGCAGCCUGAGACUCCCAGCUGCUACCUGGUGGUGCGGAAAGCUGAGGUGGAGGGGAGUGAAAGUGCUCGGCUCUUGAUGGAGAAAGACACCGGAGCCCCCCCUAACACAGAUGGAAACACUUUCUACUUAAGCCUGCCGGCCGACUCCACACAGCCCCCAGCAGGUGCCCACAGCCUCGGGGAGGCAGAGGGGGCUUUCAGCCAGGCCCCCUCCUUGCCUCCGGUGGUCCCUUUGCCCGCAGGCUGCCAGGAGAGACCCAGGGAGACCCUGGCAAGGUGGCCCAGCCCAGCAGAGCUCCCUGCGCCCAGCCAGGGCACCUGGGAGCCGGAGGCCGUCUUCCGGACAAUAGAGCAACUCACCCUCAAGCUGACCAAGCUGAAGGACGUGGAAGGAGCCUAUCAGCAGCUGCUGUUCCGGCAACCGCCGCCAAAGGGCCAGUGCACCGCCGAAGCCACGCCUGGGCAGGGAAGCGCCUCAUUGCCAGAGCCAAGCCGGAUGUUGCCCAACACCCACCGGGGGUCCAGAAUCAGCCACCCCUCUCUGCCCUCCUCCCCACAGUCCCCGGUGGCUGCUAAGCCUGAUGUGAACGGGCUCUCUCUCGCCCUGCCCGAAGACGGCUCCCAGGAAGUGUCCCUGUAGGGCAGGAGGGCCUCCGCCAAGGAAGGAAGGAAGGAAACGGCACCUCCAGGCGAUGCCUCCUUCGUCCUCCCACCCGGCCUGUGCUGGAGAGGCGGGGGGGGGGGGCAUGGAUGGGACCGGGAGCGGCCAGGGUGAAAAAUGGCGAAACCAAGGAGCAAGCGGAGGAAAGCGGGACGCCGCCUGGUGGGAAAGGACAGGCGUCGGCUUCUGUUCCGUGGAGACAUCCCGAGGCUUCCCCAACGCGAGCGAAGGCAGACUUUCCGCUCUUUCCCCCGAAACGUUAAGGAGCCCCGGUCCCCCCCGCCGGCUGACUUUGGGGUCCAGCCCUUCGUUUUGUCCCCUAGAUGGAUGGAGCGGUUGCACAUUUGGGUGUGCCCGAGAGACGUGUAGAUACACGCACGCCCUGCAGAGGACAGCGGGAGUAUAUUCUGUACAAUUGCACUUUUGUUUCCCUUUAACAUCUUCUCUCCGUGGGGAGGAGAGUCUCACCAGGAGGCCCUGCAGCCCCCAGACCUUCUCCUCCCCAGGGGGUAUAAAUAUGUAUGUAUGUGCAUUGAGGUUUUGUAAAUACGAUAGACGGUUGUUCCCUGUG